This is a messenger RNA of Chiloscyllium plagiosum (whitespotted bambooshark), 7163 nucleotides long. RefSeq names its product general transcription factor IIIC subunit 1 (gene gtf3c1). Lineage: Eukaryota; Metazoa; Chordata; Chondrichthyes; Orectolobiformes; Hemiscylliidae. Gene Ontology annotation, biological process: 5S class rRNA transcription by RNA polymerase III; transcription initiation at RNA polymerase III promoter. The record is from RefSeq and is a predicted model, not a curated record. Gene Ontology annotation, molecular function: DNA binding. Gene Ontology annotation, cellular component: transcription factor TFIIIC complex.
GUCGCAGGAGGACCGUCUGGCCGGGCAGGCAGGCAGGCAAUGGCCGCCCUGGAGUCGUUGCUGGAUGAGGUUGCCCUCGAAGGGCUGGACGGGAUCACCGUCUCCACCCUGUGGUUCCGGCUCGACAACCGCGUCCCCGCCUUCCCGCUGCACCUGGAUCCGGCCACCAAGCAGUUCGUGUGGGAGGCCCUCGCCGCCUGCCCGGAGUUCACCUUCUACCAGCUACCCCAGGAGAGGCCGCCCUUGGUCUACCAUGACAGAUAUGAAGAAAUUGAUCCGGAGACAGGAAUUCAAGAGACGCGGAGGGAUCCUACACCUAGAGAUGAUAUCUAUCCAGUUUGCAUCAUUUCUGACAAUAAAGAUGGAAUUCAGGGUUCCUGUCAACAUUUUCACAAGCGAAAAGAUGUAACUGCAGAGAUAAGGACUCAUCAGUUUAUACCAAGGUGCACAUUGGAUGAAGCUAUAAACAGAUGGGGUGAGAGAUUAGUCAUUGUUGCCUCUCAAAUGGUUCGUCAUCGAGCCCUGAUCGGGUGGGAAAGUGAUCCAGAAUUGAAGCUGCCUGACUAUUCUUACUGCAUUCUGGAAAGGCUGGGCAGAGCAAGAUGGCAGGGAGAGCUGCAAAGAGACCUUCACAGUGGAGCUUUCAAAAUUGAUGCUCGUAAAAUGCAUUAUCACCGAAGAGUUCUCGACAGAAACAGUCUGAUUACUCUGCAGUCACACGUGAUUCGUCAGCCUAAUGGCAACCAGCAGUAUUCCAUUUUGCUCCUUCUCAAACGCUUUCACAUUGACCGGAGAAGCAAAUAUGAUAUUUUAAUGGAAAAAAUCUCCCAUAUCCUUGUCAACCGGCCCAAUCAGAUGGAAAUCAUGUUGACUCUCAGGGAUGAGCUGAGUCUUUGUGAGAGAACAUUUAAGAAGCUUUAUCAGUAUAUGGUGACUGGUGGAAUAGCCAAGGUGGUUGCUGUUCCCCUCAAAGACCUGAAUCCUGAGGGAGGACCAUGUGUGACAAAGAAAGGAACUCAGAUUAUUGUUCGAUGUCUGAAACUGAUAAAGCCAUAUGGGAAAAAGGUAGAUGAUGAAGAUGACGACGACGACGAUGAAGAUAAUAAGACAGUUGAAAGAAUGGAUGUCGUUUAUGAGCGAGAUAUGCUUACCCAGGCUUACGAAUUAAUUGAAAGAAGAGGCACCAAAGGAAUUUCACAGACUGAAAUCCGAUUGGCAUUGAAUGUUGGCAAACUUGAAGGUCGGAUGUUGUGCCGUUUGUUGGAAAGAUACAAAGUUAUUACGGGCUUCAUGGAAGACGAAGGUCGUCAGCGCACAACUAAAUACGUGGCUAAGACAUUUGUGGAGCAGAGUGAACUGAGCAAGCAAUUUGAAAAGGAAAAGGCCAGAAGCGAGCGUUUGGCAAUAACUAGUUUCCUGCCCCUUCAUCAUGCCGAACCGGAACCUGUCCCCCAGCAAGCUGUAGUACCAGUGAAAGACUUGCCUGAGAGGGAAGGUGUGCUGCAGGAUUUAUCAGAAGGCUCAUCAAAGGCAAAUCAUGAUCGAAAGCAGCCUGUGAAAUUACCACCAGUCCCUGUGCAGGGCAAACAGUCUUCUCAUUCAGAGCACAGAGGGAAGAAAUGUACUACCUCUCAGAAAUUAUAUAAAGGAAAGAAAUUAGUUAAAAGUGCACUAUUAAGAAAGCUCAAACUGAGAAAAGGUCGCAAGUCAAAAUUGGGAAAAGGUAGAACAUUAUCUGGUUCACUAAAAACAACUGCUGGGAGGAUAGCUUCCCAAAACAUUGCCAAAAAUGUUGAAGAGUCCUCCACAGAAUUUCAGCAAAUGGAUAUUCAGUUAAACUCCUCAGAAGAGAAUCCAGGCUGUACCUCUUGUACCGAAAUAGUGCACGGUCUAAGUGAGGAGGAUGUUGUUAUUGAAGAGGUUAAAGUUGAAAAAGCAAAGGAGAAGGGACUUGGAAAGAAAAGGAAACCAUGUAAGGAGACUCAGUUAAAGAGGCCUCAUGAAACUUUUAGGAUGCUAAAACGACAGAACAUGAUAUUAGAAGCUGUGCGGAAUUUGAAAUUGAUUGAAAGUCUGUUUUCGCUACAGAAGAUGAUCAUGGAGGAGGAGAAGCAGGAUGGUGUCGUCACCAGGUGCUGUAAGAAAUCUAUCGUGCGAAUGGUCCACAAGUUGUCACAGGAGGGACUACUCCGACUCUUCCGUACCACAGUUAUACAAGAUGGUAUCAGCAAAAAGGUGGAGUUUGUGGCCCAUCCGUCUGUGCUUCCCAAUGAUCCACUUGUGAGUAGUGCAAUUGAACAAGUUCGAUUUAGGAUCUCCAGUUCUUACACCGUGCACAGAAUGAAAAUGUUGCAACUCCAUGCCCAGAAAGAAAAGGAGAAACAAGCAAGAGAGAGUGCUUCAGUGAUUGCAUCAUGUGGUUCUGAGCAAAACAGGAAUGCGGAGACCACCAGCAAAUGCUCCACAAGUAAAACUGAUGAGAAAAUGGGUGUCACCCCUCUGAAAAACUACCAUCCUCUUAUAGUUCCAGGGCUUGGGCGUUCGCUCGGCUUCCUUCCCAAAAUGCCUCGGCUGCGCCUGGUUCACACAUUCCUGUGGUACAUCGUGUAUGGGCAUCCUCUUCGGAAGAAGUUAGAGGAAGCAGCUGUGUCUGCACCUUCAGUCAGUGCGUCAGCGAACUCUACCCAGGAGCCUACAGCGGCAGAAGCAGAAGGCACAUCCGCAUCAAAUGAGAAUACCGAAACUGCUAAACAUGGGAGCAGUCCAGCAGCUGGUGGAACAAUUGCAGGAACAUCAACGAUUGAGAUGGGUGAAGAUAGCCAGUGGGAAGGGGAUAUAGAAUAUCUGCAUGUCAAAGACACUGUUUACGUGGAUGAGGCAUCAUGGAAGAGAAACUGCCCUCCUUCCCCGAUUCACAGAGAAUUUGGAUAUGGUUGGGCUCUUAUUAGUGACAUACUGCUCUGUGUUCCCCUCUCUAUCUUUGUCCAGAUUGUACAAGUCAGCCACAAGGUUGAGAAUCUGGAUGAUUAUUUAAAAGACCCUUUGCUGAAACAAACUCUGGUCAGGGACCUACCCCAACCCACGAGACAGCAACUUCUGUAUAAGCGGAGAUACAUAUUUUCUAUCUUUGAGAGUUUGCAACGUCUUUGUUAUAUGGGAUUGCUACAAUUUGGUCCAACUGAAAAAUUUCAAGAGAAAGAUCAGAUUUUCGUUUAUAUCAAAAAGAAUGCCAUGAUUGUUGACACUACUAGUUGUGAUCCGCAUUACAAUUUGGCCAGGAGCAGCCGACCAUUUGAUAAUCGUUGCUAUGCUCUCAAUAGUUUACAAGAUGUGGAGAGCUUCUGGUUUGAUCUUAUGUGUGUGUGCCUGAAUACACCAUUAGGAGUUAUUCGGUUUCCUCGCUUAAACAGAAAUGCUGGUCAGGUAACACGAGAGGACGUGGAAGACACUGAACUUAACUUGGUGAUGGAACAGGACACAACUGCUAAGAACACCCUCGAGCAUAAACGUUGCCUUCUAGAGUAUACUACAGGUAGUCGGAGAUUAGUGGAUGAUGGGAAACUACCUGGGGAUGGUCUUGGAGCGGCUGGACUGGAUUCUAGUUUCUUUGGACAUCUGAAACGAAACUGGAUCUGGACCAGUUAUAUCAUUAACAAUGCAAAAAAAAGUCUGAAUAUCCCUGAGAGCAGCUCAGUGCGAUUGCAGAGCUUCUUGAACAAACAUUCCCUUCCCCUUGGUGUUGCAGGAAAUAAAUUCAAUAUGUUAGGGGUCCUUAAGUCUGUGCAUGGGCCUCUUGCUGAGUACAAGGAAGAGAUUCGAAUUGAAAAGGAAUGCAAUGUGGGCAGAAACAAAAGAGUAGCUGGUGGAAGAGGACAGAAGAGAAAACGACCUGAAAAGGAUACUGUGAAGAAGCAGAAGAAAAAGAGAAAGAAAGAAGAAAUACCACAACCGGAAAAGACGAAAAGAUUUCGCUUCCAAGAUGAUGCUGAUAGGAGUGCUCUCCGCCGUAUGACCAAACUACGUGUAACAUGGACUGCACAGGAAGACAGUCUGCUUAUGCUUUGUCGAGUAGCCAGCCAUGUCCUUAACAAAAAAGUGAAAGGACCCUUUGUUCCUUGGCAAACGGUGAGAGAUGUCAUGCAUAGUUAUCUUGAAGUGGCUUUGGAUAAAACAUCUCUUGCUGUAGGGCGUCGAUCGCGCUACAUCCUGAAGAACCCACAGACGAUGCUUAAUUAUAGGAUUUGUCUUGCUGAAGUCUAUGAAGAUCAUGCUUUAAUCAAUGAAAUUAUGAAUAAAAAGAACAAUUACCAGGACAGUAAGGUUUGUGCAGAGGAGUUUAAAGAAUUUGUAGGAAAACUGAGGCAGAAGUUCACUUCUGCAAUAGGGUCGGGAAAUAUUGAAAUUCCAGAUACGCUGCAGGAAUUAUUUGCCAGGUUCAAAAUAUUGGUAGUUGGGGAAGAAAGUAAUGAAAACCAGAAGCAGGAUGAUAUUAAAAGCAUUGAUGAUAUUCAUUACUUGGUCCUGCAGAAUUUCAUUCAGAGCACGCUGGCUCUCUCUGAUACACAGAUGAAAUCAUGCCAAUCUUUUCAGACUUUUCACCUCUACAAACAAUACAAGGAUGAAGUACUGGUAAAAGUGUUUCUCGAGUUUCAACAGCGAAGCUUGGUAAACCGUCGCAGGGUCAGCAAAGCCUUGGGUCCCAAGAAGAGUCGAGCAUUGCCCUUCGCACCAAUGUCUUAUCAGUUAUCUCAGGCAUACUACAGGAACUUCAUGUGGCGAUUUCCCAGCAACAUUUGUUCGGAAUCAUAUAAUUUUGUACAAAAGUUGAAGAAUGCAGGCGAGGCUGAUCUCCCCAACACCUUUUCAUUCCAGGAUAAAGAGACACCUAUCGAGACAGAAAUGGUCACCUACCCUCUGGACGGAAAUGGCGGCUACUGUGUGGCUACCAUAUCCUUAUUUAUCCUCGGUCUGCUCUCUUUCCACGUCUCAAUACCUGAGCAGAUUGUGGUUGUGGACAGCACGCUUGUAGACAAUGAAGUGAUAAAAAGGUUGGGGAAGGAAGGCAUUGAUGAUUAUGAGGAUGAUGAUCUGGACGAAACUGGAAGCAAACCCAAAUUUGAAGUGAAGGCUCCUCAAGCUUCGCAUACUAAUUACUUGCUGAUGAGAGGUUAUUAUGCACCAGGCAUUGUGAGCACACGCAACCUCAACCCCAAUGACAACAUUGUAGUCAACUCAUGUCAAGUGAGGUUAAAAGUCCGCUCAACACCAGUCCAUGGAUGCUUGAGUACCCCUGGUGGUUCAGCUGAUUUCUUCCAAACUGCUUUGGGGCCAGAUGCUCUUCCAGCUUCAUUCACAAAACUGUUGAGACCCAGCAUUGAUGCAUAUGUUGGAGAGAACAUUCAAAAGCAAUUUGUGGAGGAGCUCAAAUACAGUCCUGAGGACUUGACAGCUAUUCUGGAAAUCUCACGUGAAGUUGAAGCCUCCUCUUCCUUUGGGAUUGAGACAGUGGAACUAGGCAAGACCUUUGCUCACUAUGAAGAGGUACAAAAUGGAAGAACCAAGACCUUAAAGCAGUAUUUGCAGGAUUUGAUUGCGUUGGACCAAAUGGUGGAAGUUGGUGGCUCAGCAGCACGGCUGGCUGCCAUAACCCAUGCUAGCCCAUGGCUGCUUCAUCCAUUCCAUGUACGGAAAAGUAUCAUGAAAACGGAGUCAGAGAGUCCUGUGGAUGUGGGUUCCAAACAUAAUACCCAUAUAAACCAUUCAGAAUCCAGUGCAAAGAUCAUAGUGGAAAGUACAGGGGACUCUGAAGGAUACAAAGACAAUACAAAACCUAAUCCCAACACAACUGGUAUGGAGAUCAAAGCUGAGCAGCACAGACUGGAGCCCACUACAGUACCGAAUGCAGCUGUUGACAUAAAUAAUGCACAGACACUGACUGGAAGUGUAAAAAGGACCAUUGAGAAAGUUGAAAGUGAAAUACUUGAACACGGGCCUCCGAGUAAAAUACCUCGUCAAGACGUUGAGUCUUCUGAGUUGAGCUGUGAUUCCUCAGUCAGGGGACAGCCUAUAGACAGCACAGUGGUUGAGCCAAAAGCCAGCUUGCCUCAAACUCAGACCGGGCAGAAACAAACAAAGUCUUUGCAACAAGAGAGUACUGGAGAGGCAGAUUCUGAGCGUGGUUGGGAUGAAGACCAGAAUAAGGAGGGAAACAGAGAGCUACUUAGCUCUUCAUGUCACAGUAAAGGCACAAAAAUCUCUUCUGCAUCCAGUCCACCAGGUGAACCAUCCAUGGGAGAAGAUGGAAAUGACGAUCUGAUAGCUUCUCAACACACGUCCGGAGUGAGUGAGCGUCGGAGUGAAACCAUUCCACAUGCAGAUAGACAAGCUCAGCUUCAGGAAAGCAAUUCUACAGUCUGUCGAGAGGAACAUUUACAGCUAGACAAAAAUCUUCAUGUAAGCAAGAAUCAGGACAGAUCCAAGCUUCAGGGAGAAGGAGAUGAUACAGUUGAAAAUGUCAAGGUGGAAAACACAGUGCAAACCCCAUCAGAAAGCAGUGAAUACGAAAAGAUUAGUUUUGUCUGUCAUCCCUGGAGGAUUGUUGAUGGAAGCCUGAAUAAACCUGUCUGUAAAGGAAUGAUAGAAGCCAUGUUAUAUCACAUUAUGACAAAACCUGGGAUCACAGAACAGAAACUGUUAAGUUAUUAUAAUGCUGUGCUACAGCCUGUCAUUGUCCUGGAAAUAUUGCAGGCUCUGGAGACCGUCGGCUGCAUUAGGAAGCGCUACUUAACCAAAACCAAGCCUGUGUCCCUGUUCUCUACUCCCACGUGCGCUACCGAGAUGCAGCAUUGUAAAUUGGCUGACAGUUUUACAGUUUUUUAUGAACCUACCAUAGACUGUGUUUUAAGACUCGGCAAAGUCUUUCCACAUGAACCAAACUGGAACAAAUGGAUACAAUAACACAGCAGUUUAAGAAUUCUUUUUAUUGCUUAAAUGAAGGAUAUUUUCUUCACUGGUGCUGACCACUCCUAAGAACGAUCUCAGAAGAUUCCAAACUUGCCUAACUGUAUGGAGCAGUUUAUCAAAAAACUGAAGUCCAAUAUGUAAGGUCAAUAAUGUGGACUAAAGUUGGGAGUGAAGAAAUAAACCUUUUUACUAAACCUUUA